CUAAUUGCACAUGUAAUACGCGGCCAUGGGUAUGAAACAGGAGCUAACGAGGGCGGUGUGUGGUGUGGGGCUUAUCUUCUGUGUAGCCAGUGUUGGGCUGUACUUCCUGGCAGCCUCUUUGUCCAACAAGCUCGAGGAAGGGUCUUCUUUAUUUUUCCCUCGCACUGUGGAGCAGCUGCGAUCACUGGCCUCUCUCCUUACCUCACUCAAGGAGAAGCACUUCCCUCAUGUCCUUCUCCUGUUUGUGGGGGCGUACCUUUACAAGCAGGCCUUCUCCAUACCUGGUUCACUGGUCAUGAACAUACUAGCUGGAGCUCUGUUUGGGCUGAGGGUUGGUCUUCCUCUGGUGUGUGUCCUGAAUGCUGUAGGGGCCAGCACUUGCUACCUCCUGUCCGGGAUGUUUGGGAGAGGUCUUGUCCAGAAACUGUUUGCCAGCCGAUUAAAGCAACUCAAGAAGAGGUUGACGGAUGACCAGCACAGUCUCCUGUUCAUCCUUAUCUCCCUGAGGCUGUUCCCCAUGUCACCUAACUGGCUACUAAAUCUCUCCUCUCCUCAAUUGGGAGUGCCGCUGCAUCUAUUCUUCAUCUCCGUGUUGCUAGGCCUGAUUCCCUAUAACUUUAUCUGCGUACAGACAGGGCUCGUGUUGUCAGAGUUACAAGGAUUGUCGGUGCUUAACUGGCACUCAACUCUCACUCUCCUCGGUGCUGCCGGCUCACUGGUUGCCACGGCAAUGGUAGUACGGUGGUGCAAGAAGCGAAAUCAACCCAAAGAACUCAGCUUGACUCUAUAGCAUUUAGUUCUAAAUGAACCAACUAGAACCUAUUGUCAGGAGUACGUGUAUGAUGUCUACAUACACUCCUGUGUAUAAGUAUUCAUAGUUUGCUCUCUGUAAUAAUACUAAUUUGUGUGUUUGUGUGUGGUCGCUAAUAACUCCGUACAGCUGCUGUGCGUGGGCAGGUGUGGGGUUUAUUUUCCAUAUUGAAAUUUAUCAACUUUUUCAUUAUGUCAUCGA
Molecule: messenger RNA, 1012 nt
Organism: Halichondria panicea
Lineage: Eukaryota; Metazoa; Porifera; Demospongiae; Suberitida; Halichondriidae
Product: transmembrane protein 41A-like
Exons: 5
Coding region: 26-790 (254 amino acids)
Source: RefSeq, a predicted model, not a curated record